AUGAGCUAUAAUAACAAAAAUAAUAGAAGAUAUAAAAAUUUGUUAGAUGAAAUCGAUAUAAAUAAUAUGGAAAAUAAUAAUAAUAAUAAUAAUAAUAGUAACAAUGAACAACAAAGAUCAAAUAUAGAUAAUCUACCAAGAAGAUCAUCUUUCGUCAGAAAAUAUCCAUAUGCUGAUGGAUAUUCAAGAUCUUCUCAACCACCACAACAACAAUUUCUACAAGUACCAUCUCAUAUAGUAGAUUAUUCAUUGUCUCCAUCAUUAGGAAGGAAUUCAAUAUAUGAUUCUUAUCAUAGAAGAAGACAUAGACCUUCAAUUUCUCAUAUGGAUUUAUUCCACCAAGCGGAUGAUCUAAGUGACUAUGAGGAAGAAGAUGACCCUGCAGCUCUACACCAUCAUGAAUAUGAAUUGCCAAGGCUGAAAGCACAACAACAAGAACAGCAGCAACAACAAUCGGUUUCAAUUCUUGAGGAUUUCAUUGAUAAUGAUAUAGGAUGUUUGGUUACCAAGACAGCUUUGAUCAUUCCAUUCCAAUAUAGCAAUCAUCAAUCUCCUACAACAUAUUGGCUUCAGGGUUUACUGGAUCGUCGUCUCAUUGCCAAAGAUGGAAAGAGUAGCGUUGCAGUCUGGCAGAUGCAAACCGUGUUACCAAGAGAGUUGGAGGAACUAAGUCGUCAAUUUAAAAACAUCAUUGGUGUCAACCAAAAGGAUAUCGAUGCAAAAUCAACUUGGCGUUGUCGUCGUCUUCAAAUGACAGAGAAAGCACAGGCAAUGGUAUUCCCACAACCGAAACUGUGGACAGUUGAAGAGGGUGAAGGUCAACAGCCAAAGAAUAUCUAUAAGCAAGUCAAGUUUGAAUCGGUCAAUCUCAUUGUUUAUCCGCUUGGCGUUGGUAUUCUAGUAUUCAACAUCGAUUGGAUGCCAGAGGUUGGUCAUGUACAUGAAGAUGCAUCCAGUCACCACAGCAACAUGGGACCAAGCAAAACAUUCCCAUUGGAAGAGUUUAGAACAUGGUUAUAUGUAUCUAAAUUCCGUCAUAAAGUAAGAAAGGUUGCUAAUGGAUGGAGUUUUAAAGAGCUAGUUGUAGAUACCACUCAACAGCAAACACAACAACAACCAGGUCAACAUCAACAUACUGGAGAUAUUAAUGUUAAUCAACAAGGUGAAAAGCAAAGUCAACAACAGCAGCAAGCACAACAAGUACCAUCUUCAAUGAAAAGUCAAGAAGUAAUUGAGGAAUCACAUCUUGAAUCCAUUGGAAGAAAGAUGGUAAAGUCAAUCUACAAGGAUAAAACAGUAUCGUUGAACACCAUUGCCAAUUGGCUACUGUUGGUUGCCAGUGAAGAUCCAAACAAUUUGAUACCAAAGGUUGGAACAGGUGGACAUGCUCACCACCAUACUACGGUGAUACUCGAUCGCCAACCAAGCUAUCUGACUCUACAAACCUAUUUGUUCCAUUUGCGACGUGCUCUUGGACAAAAGAAUAGACCACCACUCAACGAAAUGAACGAUGACCAGAAUGGAAUGUUGGAUAGGAUUCUGGUGCCUAGAUUGAACAGGUACAUCGGUAUCUCCAGAGAGGGAAUCGCUUGUAUCUCGUGGUCAGUCGAGAAUCAACAUGAAAGCAGUGUUUUGAACUGGCACAGCAAGUUCCAAGGAGUCUAUUUGGUGCUGGCACUUCACGCUCAUGCAGAACGGGCAGUUCUCGAGGAGUUGAGCACAAUGGCGUCGCUACAAGCAGAGUCGAUGCGACUCGAAUUCGAAAGAACAACACUUGAUGAACUGACGAAUUCGCGUGGAUUGGCAAAGUUGGUGGCACGUUUCACCAUAUCAAUGUCAUCCGAUGACUGUGGAGGUCAGUCGGAGUUCUCAGAGUUUUUCUUGGCGAUGCGUCGUGUCUUUGGUAUUCCUUCGCAGAGAAAAGAACUACGUGAAGAACUCGAGGAUACGCUGGCGUUGUUGGAAAACGAUUAUCUAGAGGAACGACGUCGUGUUAAAUUCGAAGAGCAACGCGAUGAACGAGCCGAUAGAGAUCGUGCCAAAAUACAGAGAUACAAGAAAGAGAAUGCAAAGUAUAGAUAUGAGCUAUUGGUAUCUGCGUUCUCUGCAUUCACAAUUCCAGCAGUUUUAUUAUCAAGUAUCUAUGGAAUGAACUUGGAAGAUCUCCCAAUCCUACCAUUCUAUGCAAUUAUUUUAAUUAUGAUCGUAGUAUCACUUAUCUUGCUAUCUGUUUUCAUGUUGGUAAAGAGAGGUAUAGAUAGGAAUGCAAUCAACGAAGAUGUUUAA
Messenger RNA from Heterostelium album PN500, 2286 nucleotides. RefSeq lists its product as uncharacterized. Bases 1 to 2286 code for a protein of 761 amino acids. Lineage: Eukaryota; Evosea; Eumycetozoa; Acytosteliales; Acytosteliaceae. The transcript is spliced from 3 exons. The record is from RefSeq and is a predicted model, not a curated record.